Gossypium raimondii (Peruvian cotton) is the source of this 564-nucleotide messenger RNA. RefSeq lists its product as uncharacterized. Bases 1 to 564 code for a protein of 187 amino acids. NCBI's taxonomy places the organism in Eukaryota, Viridiplantae, Streptophyta, Magnoliopsida, Malvales, Malvaceae. Gene Ontology annotation, molecular function: nucleic acid binding. The record is from RefSeq and is a predicted model, not a curated record. The transcript has 2 exons.
AUGAUCAGGAGAUGCGUGGCAGAAGGUGAAGUACAUGAGAUUUUAUAUCAUUGCCACAUAACUCCAAGUGGGGGACACUUUGGAGAAACAUGUGUUCACAAGGUUUGGAACUAUGGGUCCCAUUUUAUGAACAAAUGGUUGAAAUGGUUACUCGAUAAACAUGGAGUGAAGCAUAAGGUUGCCACAGCUUACCAUCCGCAGACAAAUGGGCAAGCUAAACUGGCAAACAAAGAGAUAAAAGGCAUACUCAAGAAGGUAGAUUGUCCAAACCGACGAGACUGGUCCAAAAAAUUUGACGAUGCUUUAUGGGCAUAUAGAGCAGCAUACAAAACACCUUUAGCGAUGUCACCCUAUAGAUUGGUUUUUGGGAAAGCCUGUCAUUUGCCCUUGGAAUUAGAACAUAAAUUUUAUUGGGCUCUCCAACAACUAAACUUGGAUCUUAAGCUUGCUAAAGAGAAACAGAUGUUUCAACUCAAUGAGUUGGAAGAGUUCCGAAUGUUCUCAUACAAGAAUGCCAAACUAUUCAAGGAAAAACUUAAAAGAUGGCAUGACAAGCACAUUUGA